Molecule: messenger RNA, 5413 nt
Organism: Heteronotia binoei (common prickly gecko)
Lineage: Eukaryota; Metazoa; Chordata; Lepidosauria; Squamata; Gekkonidae
Gene: KPNA5
Product: karyopherin subunit alpha 5
Exons: 14
Coding region: 117-1736 (539 amino acids)
Biological process (GO): NLS-bearing protein import into nucleus
Cellular component (GO): cytoplasm; nucleoplasm; nucleus
Molecular function (GO): nuclear import signal receptor activity; protein binding
Source: RefSeq, a predicted model, not a curated record
GGAGGGGGGCCGGGCCGGGUUUUCGGCGGGGCGGAGCCGCCAUCUUGAAUUGUGAAUCUGUGUAACCUGGAAGAGGGAAAGCAGCAGUUGGCGGCCAGGGGCGCCCAUCCUUCCCCAUGGAUACCAUGACCAGCCCAGAAAAAGAUCACUACAGAAUGAAAAGUUACAAAAAUAAUGCUCUCAAUCCCCAAGAGAUGCGGCGACGUAGAGAAGAGGAAGGUAUUCAGCUUCGGAAACAAAAGAGAGAAGAACAAUUAUUCAAACGAAGAAAUGUUUCUUUACUGGGAAAUGAUGAGUCAAUGCAAGAAAGCCCUAUUCAGGAUCCUGAUGUCAGCUCUACUGUGCCUAUACCAGAGGAAGAUGUAAUUACUUGUGAUAUGAUACAGAUGGUUUUCUCAGAUGAUCCAGACCAACAGCUUGCAGCAACCCAGAGAUUUAGAAAACUACUUUCUAAAGAACCUAAUCCUCCAAUAGAUGAAGUCAUACAAAAACAAGGAGUUGUGCAGAGAUUUGUAAAAUUUCUAGAAAGGAAUGAUAAUUGCACUCUUCAGUUUGAAGCUGCCUGGGCUCUUACAAAUAUAGCAUCUGGAACAUUCCUCCACACCAAAGUAGUAAUUGAAACUGGAGCUGUCCCAAUUUUUAUUAAAUUGUUGAAUUCUGAACAUGAUGAUGUGCAGGAGCAGGCAGUGUGGGCUCUUGGUAAUAUUGCUGGAGACAAUGCAGAAUGUAGAGAUUACGUGUUAAGCUGUGGAAUACUUCCACCACUCUUACAACUACUAACAUACUCUAACAGACUUACGACAACUAGGAAUGCAGUCUGGGCCCUUUCCAAUCUCUGCAGAGGCAAAAAUCCACCUCCAGAUUUCAGUAAGGUUCGACCUUGCUUAGGUGUUCUGUCAAGACUGUUGUUUAGCAGUGACCCAGAUGUAUUAGCAGAUGCUUGCUGGGCCCUCUCGUACCUUUCAGAUGGACCUAAUGAUAAAAUCCAAGCAGUUAUUGAUUCUGGAGUCUGCCGAAGAUUAGUUGAACUUCUGAUGCACAAUGACUACAAGGUGGUGUCUCCUGCAUUAAGAGCAGUUGGAAACAUUGUAACUGGUGAUGACAUUCAAACACAAGUAAUUCUAAAUUGCUCUGCAUUACCCUGUCUCUUACAUUUGCUGAGUAGUCCCAAGGAAUCUAUUCGGAAGGAAGCAUGCUGGACAGUUUCUAAUAUUACUGCAGGAAACAGAGCUCAGAUCCAGGCUGUCAUAGAUGCAAAUAUAUUUCCAGUACUGAUUGAAAUUCUUCAGAAAGCUGAAUUUCGUACUAUCAAGGAAGCAGCCUGGGCCAUCACUAAUGCAACAUCAGGAGGGACUCCUGAACAGAUAAGCUAUUUGGUGGCAUUAGGUUGUACCAAACCUCUCUGUGAUCUUCUGACUGUGAUGGAUUCUAAAAUCGUCCAGGUGGCAUUGAAUGGACUUGAAAAUAUUCUACGACAUGGAGAACAGGAAUCUAAGCAAAGUGGAAUUGGUGUUAACCCUUACUGUUCCCGUAUAGAGGAGGCAUAUGGACUAGACAAAAUCGAAAUUCUUCAGAGUCACGAAAACCAGGAGAUCUACCAAAAAGCAUUUGAUCUUAUUGAACAUUACUUCGGUGUGGAAGAGGAGGAUGCCAGUAUUGUACCACAAGUUGAUGAAAAUGAACAGCAGUUUCUGUUUCAGCAGCAAGAAGCUCCAAUGGAGGGAUUCCAGUUGUAACUGUUAAAUACGAAUUCUAUAGCUCCUUCUGCAGACUUCUACUUGAUGGCCAGCACCAAGGAAGAUGAAAAUGUUCUGCUACAGACAGAUACAGAAGCAGCUUGUGCACUUGAGUUUUCUGUCAGAUGCAACUUUUUGUUAUUCUUUUUACUUGUGCGUGAUUCCAUGAUCUUAGUCCAGAUACACUAAUCACAACUUUUAAAGAAUUGCAGAGCUUGAAUAGUGUUCUCAUUAGCUACUACUACAGAGUUCUUCAAGCAGUUACUAGAACUGUAUAAUUAUGCAUAAACAGCUCUUGAUGUUUUGAAUUCUGGCUGUAGGGCUUGGGUGCCCAGUCUAUACUGAAUCUACCUCUUUAACUCUGGAGCAAAAAUGAUGCUUCAGGACUAAAGUGAGACUAUAUAUAUGACAUGUAUAUGAGCUCCUAGCAAAAACUAUACUUAGAAUGUGAAAAAGUAUUUAUUUAAAUAGCGAAAAUAUAGUUUUAUGUGUGAUACUUUGCGAUAAACUGGUGAAAUAUAUUUAUAUUUGAAAGCAUAACACUUACAGGGGCACACUGCCGAUUAUAUGGCAUAACAUUGAAAUGAUGACCAAUUUCGCACUAGAGCUUUAAUCCUGGUUUAACUCUGUCCCCAAACUGACUUUCUACACUAAAACCAUAGAAUCAGUCAUAAAGUUGGUUUCUAUGAUUCUAGUGCAGAAAGUCAGUUUGGGGAUAGAGUUAAACCAGGAUUAAAGCUCUCGUGCGAAAUUGGUCCUAGUGAAAACAAGUUUUCCUGCUGUGCGAAAAGAUGUAGCUAGUUUUAAUUUGUGAUAUGUAGGCCCCGCUGCCUAGCUAUGUAAUAAAAAUUCCCUCUCCCUCCAUUUGUUCUGCAGUGGUAUUGCAAAUAAGGCUGCCAAGGUUUCAUCCAGUCACUGCAGCUCUACCUUAAACAGCAGGUUGUACAGACAUGAGUAGGCAAGUCAUGUUUCCUGUGUGCUGUGAGAAGCUGGUACCUGCUCAGCUAACUUCCACUAAAGGUUGAUUGUGCCAGUUUUUUUUUUUAAAGGCUGUUUGGCAACUUUAAUUGCAAGCUGGAGAAGGGAAGGUUUUCUACAGUAGAGUAGGGUUUGUGAAUAGAACGCUCCAUGUUUUACCUACAUGUUACCAAAGUGUUCAAAACUCUGCAAUAUUAUUUUUUUCUUGAAAUGCUGAUGAUAUGCUUUAUUUGUACAGUCAGUAUAUUGUAAUUGAACAAAUACACUAAUAUGACACUUUAUUUUGGAGGGAACAGGGGAGUAAAAUUGUUUCGUUUUCAACCUUAUGUUUUAAACUGGGCAUUUACAGUGUUUCCUGCUAUGUUAGAAUGUUUGCAGUAAAUGGAAGAAAAGAAACUUGGUUUUGCUGUAAAUAUAGUAGGUAUUUCUGACAAUGUACACAAAAUGUUUAAUGCCAAGCAUUUUAUACAGAAUUACUAUAAUGAAGCCUCAAGUCCAUUCUGUUGCAGAUUUUCAGUAUCUGACUACACACACACAAGCAGAAUUAAAGCACUCUGAUUAGGCUAACUAGAAAUCACCUGAUCUGUGUGGAAUUUUUAAAAACGUUCUGUAAAAUAUUUGCAGUUAUUUGGAUAAUAAUAAGCAAAAGGCAAAAAAAAAAAUCUAAAAUCAACUGGAUGUGAAGCCUUCUGCUGGUGCAAGGACAAUGUUGGUUUAGCAGAACAAAACCUUUGGAUCUCUGGUAUCUACUGAGAUCAAAUACUGAUUUUUAAGCCCUGGGUAAGAGCGACCUGUUUUACGACCUGCCUAGCACACCUGUCUGAAGCAGUUGCAUGGAAAAAGAAGCGGCUGCUGGCAACUUUACUCUUCACUCUUCAUAGCAGUUGAGAGAAAGCAUUCUGACCACUAUUUCUUCCUCUAGGAGGAGAUCAGUAGUUAUAAUUAAAUGAAAUGCUCUUCAGCUAUGAAGCUGCCUUAUACUGAGUCAGAAGACCCUUGGUCUGUCACAGUCAGCAUUGUCUACUUUGACUGGCAGUGGUUAGGGAGAAACCGUUCAAACCACCUCCAACCUGAUCCUUUUAACCAGAGAUUCUGGGGAUUGAACCUAGGACUUCCUGCAUGUCAAACAGAUGUUCUACUAUGAUGCCACAGCUCCUGGGGCAGAGUAUGAGUUCCGAUGGUCUGCGCUCCCUGCUCCCUGAAUCCUCAAGUCUAUGAAAAGCUUCUGGUCUCCAUCCUUCAUUAUGGAAAUGGCAAUUGCAGGAGCAGAUAUAUAACUUUGUGCUGUGUAAUGUGGGACUCUGGAUUGUGACCACAAUAGUCUUGGAGGCCAUGUAACAGCACCAUCUAUGAUUAUGGUGUUGAAGACUGAUUUUGAAGAAGCUGUUAAAAGGUUACAAGUCAUCUGUAAAUUAUUUAUAAACAGCUGUAGCUGAAGAAAACAGCCUCAAAUACUUUGGUAGAAAUCUUGGAGUAUUGUAAGGGAAGGGAAUGCGUAGGGAAGUACUGCUACCCUGAACUUUAACUUUGAAGUGACUAACCUUUGUGAAUUAAUUCCCUUAAUUUUAGCUUAAUACUGUCUCCUGACAUUCAUUUAAAGGCAAGUUAAAGAAAUGAUAAUGAAAUCUGUUCAGAAUAAGUAUGUAGAAAAAAAAUUCCACAUUAUGACAGGAUAUUCCAUUGCUUCUAAAAACCUUUUACUGUGUUACAAAAUUACCAGUUGUGCCUGUUCUUAAUUUGCAUAUCUAAUAGAUACUACCUUCUAAGCACUGUAAUCUAACCCCGAUCAGAGACUAUAAAUCCCUGUAUUUUCUAUGUCUUGUAAGAGAAGAAUGCUUUUUAAAAAACCAAAAGGAUGUUCUAGUAUGACGAAUUAGAAUAUUCUAUUUGGUGAAGACGUAAUGUUAAUAUGUUUAAUUUUGAGCUUAAAGAUUACCACAAAAAAUUAAAUGUGACUUUUGUUCUUUUACAUAUGAGAUUGAGAAGCCUUGUAUAAUCAGGAGAACUACAGAUAUAGCCUGUAGGCAGAACAGGUAAGAAUGGCACCUGCAGACUGUACUGUCCCUUAGAACAAAUAUUCUAAUUUGAAUUUUUUAAAUAAAGUCUUUCAAAAGACUUAAAACUAGUUCAGCGUUUUCCUAGUAAUGGUCAAAAUACAUUUUCACAUAAUGGUUUGAAUUUGGAUUAUGAUUAUUUAAUCUAUGCAAUCAUGCCAGGUAUGUUCUGCAAGAUAUUUCAGAUAUAAAGCCCUCUAGUUUUCUACUAAAUGUUUUUUUUCCAUUCCUGCACUUCAUUUUUGAAAAUUUCUUUAUUUUGCUUCUAUGGCUUGCUGUUUAAAAUAGUGGCAAAGUAGUAACUGUAGAUCAAGAAAAAAAAUUGUCCAUUGUUAAUUGGAAUAAUUGGCUGGAGCCUUAUAAUUUACCUUUUGGUGUUUUGGUCCUAUUUCUCUGCAAAUUCAUUUGGAAGAUAAAAUGUAGAUUAUGAUAGUACUUUAAAGACUAUGGAGAUCUCACAAGGAUUGCUGUUACAUUUACCCUUGUUACUGUGUUCUAUAAUGGUUCUUUGUAAUUUAAGACUCCAUCUUUAAAAGCAAACUGAAAACUAACUGGAAAAAUCCACAAAUUUGGACAGUAUGCAAUAUUAUGGAAUGUACUAUAAAUACCACAGAUUAAAGCUAAUAAACAUAUUUUACAGUGACA